CAAGCAGAGCUCGGUGUCAAAGCACGGUGCGCGGAUCGAGGAACACUUCAGAGAGAGAAUUAUCACAUAUGGUGCAUUUCUCCGUGGACUUUCUGCACAACAAUCACUGUUUGAGUUAUCAGAGUAAAGCAGUCUACGAGGACAAACAAACAAACAUGUGCAACACAGAGGAGAGUUGUGCCGUGCUUGGCUCGAGGCAGCGGGCUCCAGGGCCUCUGUGGUGCUCCGAUGCCCCUCUCCCACUAACGAAGAUCCCGGGUGGGCGAGGGACGGGCAGGGAUCUCCCUCACAGCGUACUUCACAAAGACGACAAGCUGACAGUGACUCAGGCGGGAUCAGCGAGCGGAGCGCCCCCAGUCCUGCACUUCCAGUACCAGUUGAGCGAGCGUCGAAUCUCCAGCUGGGACACGGUUCUUUCAGACGAUGCCCUCUACCUAGAAAUCCCCGCUGGAGCUCUCCACAAUGGCAGCAAAGAAGGUUUCACCAGGCUUCUGGAGUUUGCAGAGGAGCAGUUGAAAGUCAGCUAUGUGUUCCUGUGGCUUCACAAAAACAGAGACGAUCGAUUGUCCAUCAUGAAGACCUUCCACUACAUGGGUUUUGAAGUGGUGAAACCGGGUCACCCGCUGGUGCCAGCCCGGCCCGAUCUUCUCUUCAUGGUCUAUUCCAUAGACAGCAGUAGUUCUGAUGAAGAGUGACUCUCCCUCACUCUUAAAAUGCCCCCCACCCCUCUUGCUCCCCCGUCUCUGUUCCCACUUUAUACCUCUGCAUCAAAGUGACUUUUAGGACAGGGGAAGGGGCGAAGCUGGGCCAUCUAACACUCACACCAAUCUACUCUGAUUGGUCGUUCCAUCAGUAGGAGGUGGCUUGGUGCUAAAGCAGAAAUCCUCUCUGUUAAUCAUCGCAUAUCAAACUGUCUAUACUGUUGUGUACUCUUAUCUAUGGAACAUUCAGAUACAGAUCGCAGACAUGGUAGUGAUCCUUUUUUACAGAAGGGAAUGCAUUUGUAUUUGAUUGUAAACUGUUUCCAGUGGCUGAUGGUGGUGAAAUCAGGAAUUCAUUUGUUUAUUCCAGUUGACAACUGUAACUUUCACUAGGAAGCAAGCCGAAAAGCUCUCGGUAGCUCGGACUCGACUUCAACAGCACAAUUAGAUCUUAAAACACUCGCUAGGAUUUAUGCUGCGUUCCAUACAACUUAGAAUUUUAGAAUUUUCACCUUCGUACUUAGAGUUGGACUUUUAGCUUGGAAAAUUCUAUGGAGAUUGUGACAUCACAGAUGGCACCUGACCUGAGAGGUGCAGAGACAAUGCUAAACAUUCACUUUGACGCAAAUAAAACGCAUCGAUGAGUCCAUUUCCGAAUAAUAAAACCAAGAAACGUUGCAGUGACGUGGAAAACAUAUUAAAUUACCCUCACUGUUGAUGAUCGCGCAUCUAUGAAAGCUAGCAUUGCAUAUUACCGUUUUGUUUUUAUGGCAUCAGAAUGUCUCUAUUUUUGAACGUCAAAGAUAUUACGAACGAAAAAUAUUCCAGACCCCAACAAUGCACUUGAGUGUGAGUUUAGGUUGGUUUAGAUGACAUUUUUCUCAGUCUGGUUUUGAGGUUUGCUUUUCACAGAGUGGAAGUUGUUCAAUCAGGUCUGUCGCUUUUAUUUCUUUUAAAAUGAAGCCAUACCUGAAAACUUCUAGACGCAUGAGCAUGUUUGUGAUGAAAUCAUUCUAGUUUUAAGGUCCUCAUUUUUAUUUAGGGAGAUGCAUAGACCAGAGGUCUUCUACAUGAGUCUUACCACAUAGUCUAUCACACACCUUUUGUCUUUACCAUCCCAAACCCACAGGAUCAAGAGAGCAACCCCACCCUCUGCCCCUCAGGGGCUUUACACAAGCACUUUAGGAAAACACAAGCAAUUCAGCCCACGGUGCAUUGCACAUCCAUUACAGGGAGAUGUACUCUGAGCCGUCAAGGUGUCUUGCAGUGUUUAGUGAACUUGACAUACUUGCCAAAGAUAAUGGUCUCCAUUCAAAUUUUUCUUCAUAUAAGACUGGUGAACCUACCAUAGCAGCACCUUUUAGAUUGCAGGCCUAGUCAGGUAAAACAUGCAAAAACAUUCCCUGGAGCGGAAGCCUCUGUUUCUUUGAUUUUUGGUCAUCUCUGUGGAAAUCUGGUGCAAUGAAUUCAGUUCUGUAUACUUCUCAGCAGGGUGGCCUUUAGGUUUUGCAUGUGUAAAUAGACCUUACCUUUCCUCAUGGGCUGUGACAAUAAGCUUUUAGAGAAUGUUUUUUUUUUUUUUUUGUUCAUCCACUUAAAUUUUAUUUGUUAUCGAUAUGAUUUUAUUUUGUCUAUUUUGAUUGAUUUGUUUUUGUAGUGUAGAAAUUAGAGUAAAUCAGAUAUCAUUUAUUGAUCAUCUACACUUGUAUACCUUGAACUUUUUCCUUAUGUCCAAAUAAAACAUGUGACAAACUUAAA
Molecule: messenger RNA, 2459 nt
Organism: Pimephales promelas (fathead minnow)
Lineage: Eukaryota; Metazoa; Chordata; Actinopteri; Cypriniformes; Leuciscidae
Gene: oaz2a
Product: ornithine decarboxylase antizyme 2a
Biological process (GO): positive regulation of protein catabolic process
Cellular component (GO): cytoplasm; nucleus
Molecular function (GO): ornithine decarboxylase inhibitor activity
Source: RefSeq, a predicted model, not a curated record